AUGUGGACAUCGUAUCCAGGUGGACUUGUCCCGCAGAGGAAGGCGCACAAUGAAUCCAAGGAAAUGAUAACAUUUCCACCAAUUUCUAAAGGGUUGUUGGCAAACAUCUCUCGCAGAAAUUCUAGAAAUUCUCAGCUUGCAGAUUAUCACUGGAAUGGAACUUAUAGGAGGGUUACUAGAGAAAUGGCCACAAACAUCAAACAGCAUUUAAAACAACAUUUCCUCCAACGCCAUGUGAAGAAAGAUCAAUUUUGCCAUUCUGGUUUAUACACUGAUGAUGAGGAUAAAGUUCAUUCAAGGAGUGGGGACGUUUCCAUGCUGAAGUCCAGUGGACCACUUAAGAGGAGCAACAGCAGUUGUGGUGAUGAAAAUUCACAGGACCAAAUUAAAGGAACAUUUUAUCCUGGGGAUCCUUAUACAUUAGAAGAAGAAUAUGAUGGUGAUCUGAAUUUUACAACAGAGCUUACUAGCAGGCAAGGGACUGGCAAUGUUGGCUGGGAGAGUAUGAGAUUAAGGAAGAAAGACGUAAGAGGGUCACUGAGUUCUGAAGUAUUUUCUGAUGAUAUCAGUAAUGUUUACAAAUUGUCUGACUCUCUUUCAUCUAGCUGCUUUUCUUUACAAAGAGUAUUUUAUCAGCCCCAGACUCUACCAGUAAUGUCUGUAGAUGUGAAAAAUGAAGCACCAGACAUAGGAAAAAGCAGGAAAGAUCUCCAUUAUAGCACAAGAGACAAUACUACUAGUACUGUGCAAGCAGUACUAUCAAAAAAUGUGAAUAAAACCGGUGAACUAGUGUGGAAGAAACAGACCAGUACUGAAAGAGAAAAUGCAAUAAUUCAUGGGAACAUCCGGAUGCCAUAUACUUCGGAAAAGAAAAUGUUCAUGGUGUAUCUUUGUGGAGGAUACAAAGACACCGAACCUGAAAGAACUGCCCUUCUGCAGAAAGCCUAUCCACAGCUUUACACUUAUUGCAAGGAAAGAGGUUACAAUUUUAGGCUUUGUGAUCUUAGAUGGGGAGUCAGAGAUGGUGUAAAUAACAACAAUAACAUGCUAACACUUCACCUGGAGACACUUAGACAAUGCCUGGAGACAGAAGGCCCAAACUUCUUUCUUAUUACUGGGCAAAAACAAGAUAGUCCUGCUAUCCCAGAAACAAUACAACAAGAAGCCUUUGAGAAAAUAGUUAAUACAAUUGAAAGAAUGAAACCAGAAUCCACAAAAAAGAAGAACGUUCUACUAAACCAUGGUACAGAAGAGACAGCUGUCAGUAUGAAACUGACCGUAAGUAAACAUCUGGCAGAUGACAGCAGAGAAAACUUUACAAUGAAGUCAGAGGACAAAGAAAAUGAUUUUCCGGGAUCUGAGUCUUUCACAAACACUGAUGUGGAUUUUACUGAUGCUUCCAUCCAAACUAAAAAGUUGGCUACAGACUAUCAAAAAGAAAUAGACUGCCUUCAUCAGUGGUACAAGCUGGAUGAGAACUGUAUUCCCAGUGUUUAUAGACUUCAGCCAAUUAGCUCUCUGUACAGAGAUAUUUACAGCAGGGAUCCAGCACGGAGACAGCAGGCAAAAACUAACUGGCUGAGUGUUUCUCAGAAGCUGUACAACAUUUUCCAGGAUUACGCACCAUUGGCCGUUAAUGGAGAGGUUGUAUCUGAACUACUUCGGACAGCUGUGGCCCAAGAAACUGAAUAUGCACUGAACACCUAUUGUUCUGCCAACGAUCAUUGCUACUGGUUUAAGAGAACCAUCACUGACUUAAAAUACAACCUGGCAAAUGAAAAGGCUUCUGAUUAUAUUGAUAUCCUUGCUUUACGACCAGAGAUAAAUGAAAAGCUCCAGAAAGCACAUCAGAAUUUCAUAGCACAUGUACACAGUAAGCUGCAUCAUACAAACAUCUUGGAGUACGGUGUAAGCUGGGGCAAUGAUGGUAUCAACCCUGGGACCAAUCGAUCACAUACCUACUAUAUUGAACGCCUGUGCAGCGAUUUUCAAACAAUUAUUACUAAUCAGUACAACAAAAUUAUUUCCUCAAAAGAUGUAAAAGAUAUUCCAGACAUUAGAUGGAGAAAAGAUAUGCUUAAAAAUCGUGUCAAAGAGGAGAUACUUGAACACGCUCAGCACUGCCAGAAAUUGGUAACACACUUUAUGGGAAAAGAGGAUUUCCUGCUUGCUUUGAGGAAUGCUGUACUUUUCAAGUCUGGAAAGAUGAUAUGGGUGCAAGGUGAUGCAGGAUAUGGAAAAAGCUCAGUGAUGGCAAAGGCUGCAUUAUCUGCUGUUGACUGGAUACCUGGUGAUUUGAGAGUUGUAGUUCGGUUUACUGGAAUCACUGGAGACAGCAAGAAUGUCAGAUUGCUGCUUUAUAGUCUCUGCUACCAGAUUGCUGAAAUAUAUAACAUAUCCAUUGACCUGUCCGAGGAUUAUGGGGGACUACUGAAUCAGUUCACCUCCCUUUUGGAAUAUGCAGGAGAAGAUAAACCACUGAUGAUCUGCCUGGAUGCGUUAGACGAACUCUCAGAAGACUAUGAUGCCAGCAUUUCCUGGAUACCAGCUGAGCUCCCCCACAAUGUAUAUAUCAUUGUUUCUUCUUCCAUACUAUCAGACAAGCCAUGUUCAAAAGCAUUGCAGAAGUUAACAAAUCAACAAAACAUUCUUGAGAUUCCACCACUCACUUCAGAGGAAACUGAAAAAAUGAUUGACUACUGGCUAGAAAGAAACUGCCGGAGACUAAAUUCCAACCAAAAACACCUGCUACUGGAGGCGUGCAGAGCUUGCCCAGCACCCCUUUUUCUAAAAUGUGCAUUUAGUGAGUCAUGUGGGUGGACAUCAUUUAGCUCAAGCACUGAAACCCAUCUGCCAGAGACGCUCUUCAAUAUGUAUUCAUGGCUGUUUAACAGACUGGAAAAGGACCAUGGGGAAUAUAUUGUGAAAAGGGUGACUAUUCUAAUCACAGUGUCCAGAAAUGGAAUUACACUGGAAGAGCUGCUUGACCUUUUGUCGCUAGAUGAAACAGUAAUACAAGAAGUUCAGCGUUCACAAAAACUGUCAGUUACAAGAUUUCCUUUGCUUUUAUGGAUAAGGUUCCAGAAAGAUUUGGGAAUCCAUUUAGUAGAGCAGAGAACAGAUAACACAUAUGUUUAUAACUGGGCUCACUCAUCCUUCAGAGAAUUCUGUAUAGGCAAAUAUUUAAAAUCAAAGGACUUACAAUUUUCAGUGCAUGCAGUUAUGGCAGAUUACUUCUUGGGAAAAAGAAUCCCACCUGGUGUUAGAAGCCCAAAUGCGUAUGAUACGGCAGAACAUAUUGCUAUGCCACUGGCUUGGGUUGUGAAGAAAAACUUGAAGGUCAGUUACACAUUUAAUUAUCGCAAACUGCAUGGAAUAUCAUACCACCUCAUUAAAUCCAAUCAAGCAGCUACCCUGACAAAUGAAUGCUGUUUUAACUAUGAGUUUCUUCUACACAAAGCAUGGGCCUUGUCCAUUCUUGAUACUGAACAGGAUCUGAAAGCAGCAAUGUCUUCUGAAAGGCAAAUACCUGAUCUAAAUCUACUGUAUGAGGCUAUCCGGCUGUCCAAACCAGUUUUGCUUAAAGACCCAUGUCAGUUGGCUUCACAGCUUAUAGGUCGAUUACAUCAGAUUGUAGCUGCAGACACUCCUGUGGCACCAGGUGAUCCUAAAAAAUACUCCUAUUUGCCAACUUUGCUGUCACAGUGCUUUCAGUCUUCAGUCCAUGUUGUUGUGCCAUCAUUUACCUGCCUGUUGCCCCCUGGUGGCCUUUCUUAUGACAUGCUGACAGGACACACAGAUGCUAUUACAGCUGUAUCAGGAUUUCAGAAAGAUUUAACUAUCGUCACUGCCUCUAAGGAUGGUACUCUGAAGCUGUGGGACUUAACUUCUGGCCGAACUACAUUUACUCUUCGUGAUGUGGGGAAAAAUAUUAACUCUAUUACAGUAUGCAAGGAAAACAAGAUGGUAGCUGUCACAGAAAACAAUUGCCUUAAGGUCUUGGAUAUUUACUCAGGAAGGAUUGUAUACACAGCUAGUGGUUCACUGGAUUCUCCAAUAUUAACGACUGCUUUAGAUGGGCAGCUUCUUUUAGCCUUUUAUGAUGGAAGCCAUUCAGUAAAGGUUUUUGAUCUGGCAAAAUCUUGCAAAUUGCUUCAUCAUGUGGACCUGUCUCCAGGAGAUAACCCUAUUCACAAGGAUCACUCUAUUGUGGUUUCUCAGAAUUCUCUAAGGGACUAUGUAUUGUUUGCAUACAGGAGUGGACAGGAUGCCAUGGUAUUCAGUGCAACCAAAGGUGAGGUCAUUGCCAAGUUAACAGCUAAUGAACCGGUUGCUUCUGUUCAAGCAGUGGAUGUGGCAAAAGAUUACUUACUAGUAAUCUGCAGGUAUCCAUACUUAGGGCAAAAAGAAAUUGUGCACAUUGAGCUCUUCAGUGCUCAGAACUUUGUGUACAUCCGCACAGUGAAAGGUUGUUCCAAUGACCCCAUCUCCACCAUAUCUAUAAAUCAUCUGGCAUCACAUGUAGUGGCUCUCUGUACCUCUCCAGAGACCAACACUACAGAAAUUGUUACAUGGAACCUAGAAACAGAAGAUCACAAACAUAUGGCCAAAUUCCCUUCCAUGGCAAUUGCAGGUGUCUGCUCUGAUCUGCGAUAUUGUUUAACAGUCUGUGAAGGAGAAAAUUACCUUCGGGAAUGGAAUCUUGUUUCUAGAAUAAAUGAACAGACUUUCAGUGUUCAUGUAAACAAUUUGAAGAAAGCAGAUGGCAUUGAAGAAAUUUUACACAUGAAGAAUUAUCCCAGGUAUGCUGUAUGUAGAAGCAUGGCCCCUGGCAUUGUAACUGUAUGGAACAUAGUGAAAUCAAAAUGUAAAGGCAGUGCUGUGAGGGUGGAACGUGGACUAAUAGAAAACACAGAUAUCGUUCUAAUAAAAGACAUGAAACUGUACAUCCUUACUGACAGAGCAAUGGCAACAUUCACGGAAACUCCAAGACCUAUUUAUCAGACUCUGCUCACUUAUGAUCUUCUGAGGAAGAAAUAUAUUAAAAAGCAAACAGGUCUUUAUAUUAUUCCUUGCCCAAGACAUGAGUACAAGAUCCUAGAUGGUGGUUUGCUGCUUGGUCUAUCAGAGAACAGAGACCACUUUGUGAUCUGGAACCUGGAGACAGGCUUCAUAAAAGACCGAAUCAGAGCAGUCUACAAAGAAAAGCCUCUCCAAACAGAUAUGCUCUCUGCUGACCUUCUGACAAAUGACAGCGUUAUUUAUAAAGAACUAGAGUCCAAGUGGAAGAACGGAGAAGAUGGAUCAGCACCUUUGACUCCCUGGGAAAGACGCAAUGAGACAAAAACUGCCAGAAAAAGGAGACUAGCAAGUGAGGUCAAAAAAGAAGUUGAAAAGCUCCAAGGAUUUGCUAAUGAGAAAAACAAUGCUGUCGAUCAGUAUCUCAUGAGUGGAGAUGAAAAGGUAAUUGUGAGUUCACAUUAUGCUCACCAUCUUGCUGUGUUCAAUUUGGAGACACUGUCCCAUGUGCAUACUCUGGAGGAUGAAACAUCCAUGCUUUUUUUACAUAAUGCUUCUUUGACACACACUGGCAGUUUUCUUCUGCUCCCCAACUACAAUGAUGACAAGAAGAUCAGUUAUGUCACAUUAUGGGACUUGGAAUCUGGAAAGGUCAGGAAGCGACUAAAAAAUGAACCAAAUGUGUGCUGCACUGCAAUUACUGAUGAUGCAGACAGAGUCGUUUUUGGUGUCAUGAAACAAAACAGGAUAAAAGUAUGGGAUCCCUUUAAACGAGGUCACAAGACAAUUCCUGGAUAUGAAAAUCUGCAUAUUACAGUUGGCAGCAAACUGUGCAUGUUGGAAGGUGGUGCCAAAGCAGUUUUGCUUGCAGGUGAUGUCAGUCUCUGGGAUCUCAUCUCUGGCACCGUUUUGUCUGUCUUCACUCCUGACAGCAAAAUCAGGUGUCUGUCACUGACACCAGAUGGAUAUACAGUUCUCAUUGGUAUGAGUGAUAACUCUGCUCUGAUCUCACUAAAGCUAACUUCACAGGAUGGAGUGAGGAUAAAUCUUGAAGGAACAAAUAUGUUUGGGGAACAGUCAAGCAGUAGUGAAGAUGAGGAAGAAACAGAGGAUCAAGACCCUACACAAACAGUUUAAAAUCACUCAUGGAUCACUGCUUACAGUAGGACAACGUGGCACUGAGCUUUUGUUUGAAGAAACUGAAAUUCUGCACUAUGCCAAAGGCACAAACUGUGUUGUAUCUUCCAAGGUUGUUUGACAGAAUGUGUGGGGAGGGGAAAUAAUUGUCAUGUUUACUUUCAAUUGCUGUAUUGAUAAUGGUCUCAGAUGCAUGAAUUUAGCACACAUUUGUACUCAAGGAAGAUAAAAUACUCCUCUGUACAGAAAAAUAUUUCAAAACAAGUUAUGCAUUACAAUUAUACUGCAUAACCAUGUGUAUGUAUUCUUAUGCUGCUGCAAACAGACUACUGAAAAAUAAGAUGACUCACUUAGAAAUGACCAAGUAACUACUCAGGAAAAAACAUUAUUUCAAAUGUUUAUUUGAUGGCAGACUUUCUUUUAUUUUAUUUUUAAAACACCUGUAUGAAAGUGGUUACAUCUCAUUAGAGGAAUGCUAUUGUGAUUAGCAUGGAUUGUCCAGGGCAAGUUAUUACAGUACUCUAUAGACUUUGUCAGAGAAUGUAGAGAUUGUCACUUUAUUGACAAGGUAAUCACCUAAAUAAUAUACUAUAAAUCAUAAAUGUGAAUAGCUGAUAAAAUCACAUUCACUAUAUACUUGCACAUUUAGCACUGCAGAUCUCCCACUGUAAAUUAACUUUAUUAAUAUGCAAUUGUAAAAAUACAUAAGCAUCAUGGAUUUUUCUUUUGUAGGCCUGGAAAACUUUGUAUUUCAAAGAGUAAGAAACUGUUUUCUUCAGAUUCCAUGUACUCCAGGUGUUCUUUCAUGCCACUAACUUGUAAUAAUCUGCUCAGAAUAUCACAGUUUCAGCUGAUAUAAAUUUUAAUGUCAAAGGACAGCUGUAAACUACAAUUCCAGGGUAGUAAAAUAAUAAUGAAUCAGUAAAAUUAUUUUAAAGGAAGCAGUAAUACCCUUAUUUCUUUGUUUCAUAGGUGAACAUACUUAACCUGACUUUAUAUAUUGAUAUGUGAGUUGUUACAAUAUAUAAAACAUAAUGAACAGUUGGGUAGGUACCUGUGUGUUUUUCAUUUUGUUUUUCUCAAAUCUGAACUGGAUGAUGGCAUAUAAAUCUCAAAAGUAAAGCUUAGGAGGUCUAUGUUGUCAUUCUGGAGUGAAAGCUACAAAAAUCUUUCUUGUUUUACUAUGAAUAAAAAUGUGAUUUAUUUUUAUUUAUUUAUUGACGUGAUUACCAGG
Protopterus annectens (West African lungfish) is the source of this 7390-nucleotide messenger RNA. RefSeq names its product NACHT and WD repeat domain-containing protein 2-like. The record is from RefSeq and is a predicted model, not a curated record. Lineage: Eukaryota; Metazoa; Chordata; Ceratodontiformes; Protopteridae. The transcript is spliced from 30 exons. Bases 1 to 6156 code for a protein of 2051 amino acids. Gene Ontology annotation, molecular function: protein binding.